Molecule: messenger RNA, 660 nt
Organism: Rotaria sp. Silwood1
Lineage: Eukaryota; Metazoa; Rotifera; Eurotatoria; Philodinida; Philodinidae
Source: the annotation of a GenBank genome assembly
AUGAUCUAUUUAACAUUUAUUAUAUCAAUAUCUUCAAUGGAAACUGAAUAUUUAACAUCACGUACUGAACGCGAUACAUUUAAUGAACGAGAAAAACUUGUAUCAACUUAUAAAAUAGUAUCGAAAACACAAUGUCUAUUACAAAUGCGUUCAUUUGAUGGUUAUGUUUAUGCUAAACAUAUUACUAAUCUAUAUGAUUCAAAAGAAACUAACAAUGGUAUUUUUUUAUUUUUUCCAAUUGCUGUGAAUCUUUUUCUAAUCCAACAUAAAGAAAGUAAACGUUAUUUAUGUGGUCGAGAUAAUCAAUUAUUUGGUCUUUUUCAACGAAAUGAACGAGAAUGUUUAUUUGAAACAAAACGUUCAGAUAUUGAUUUUGGUCAUUGGGAUUCUUAUCGACUUUUUUAUGAAAAUUCAAAUCAUGGUUAUCUAUCAAUAUCACAUACAUGUUAUACAAGAUUAAGAAGAAAAUAUUCUAAUGAUAAUCAUUUAGAUUUUCUUGCUUUUGUUCGAAUUAAUACAGAUAUAUCUAUUAAACAUAAAAGUUAUACAAAUUUAAAAUCAUCAAAAUUUAUUAAUAAUUAUCGACAAUUAUUUAUAAAAUAUUUUAUAGCUUAUAUUAACAAACCAACAUGUAGACAGAAAAGAACUCGUUGUUCAUAG